This is a messenger RNA of Serpula lacrymans var. lacrymans S7.9, 614 nucleotides long. RefSeq lists its product as uncharacterized. The transcript has 4 exons. The coding region runs from base 91 to 516 and encodes 141 amino acids. Gene Ontology annotation, cellular component: nucleosome. Gene Ontology annotation, molecular function: DNA binding; structural constituent of chromatin; protein heterodimerization activity. The record is from RefSeq and is a predicted model, not a curated record. Lineage: Eukaryota; Fungi; Basidiomycota; Agaricomycetes; Boletales; Serpulaceae.
AUGAAAAGCCAUUUAGAUAUCUAAUAUUGAGUUUCCCCUUGUCCCCGCAUUCUUCAUCCAUAAACCUAUUUCAUAUCAUUUUCAUAAAAAAUGCCUCCCAAAAAAGCUACUGGUAAAUCCAAAAUCGGAGGAGGAAAAGUAAACCGAGGCGAGGAUGUCAAGAACGUAUCGCGUUCUACCAAAGCUGGCCUGCAGUUCCCUGUCAGUCGUAUUCAUCGUAUGCUGAGAAAGUCAAAUUACACCAAACGUGUUGGGUCGGGUGCACCUGUGUACCUUGCUGCAGUUUUGGAGUACCUUGCCGCUGAGAUUCUUGAGUUGGCCGGAAAUGCUGCUAGAGAUAACAAGAAGCGUCGUAUCAACCCACGUCACUUACAACUCGCUAUUCGAAAUGAUGAGGAACUCAGUAAGCUCCUCGGUGAUGUUAUAAUAUCAGAGGGAGGUGUGGUGCCAUUUAUCAACCCUGCGCUCCUUCCCGCUAAAUCGAAGAAGCACAGUCUCGAAAGUCAAGAAGUGUAAACUAUUUUGUAGCAUUUAUUUAUUUUUGUAUCCUUUGUAUCGCAGUUGUACUUUUGGAGCCUAUAUUCUGUCUAAUCUAUGCUAUCAGCUUUACACUU